UUGCAAGAGUCUAGAGACGCAGAGAGGGAAGAGGCUAUGGAGGACGUGGUGGAGGAGAUAGAGCAAAAAAGGUGGAAGAGAAGCCUCACAACGACAAAGAGAAGCAGGAGCUCCUCAAAGUCGUCCUCAUGCCUUAUAAAUAAUCUUGAUGAUGGAUGUCUGAUGCACAUCUUCAGCUUCCUCUCUCCCAUUCCAGAUCGGUAUAACACCGCCCUCGUUUGCCACAGAUGGCUUUACUUGGCAUGUCACCCUCGCUUGUGGCUGCGAGUUGACCGGUCCGCCAAAGAUCUUUUGGAGCCUGGGGUUUUCCCCAACCUUGAGACAGCUGUUGAGGCUGCAAGGCCAGGCGAUACUAUUCUAAUUUCAGCAGGCGGAAGACAUCUUGCUUAUAAUAUUCAAAUAAAAAAGCGACUCUGCCUGAUUGGUGCAGGUGAGCAACCUGAUGAGACGACUAUAUACUGUUCUCGAGGUUCAGACAGUGCAUUGGAGCUCCUGUCGACCUGCAAAUUGGCGAACUUGACUGUGAAGGCAGAGCUUGGCUGUUGCUUGCUUCAUAGGAGCGGAAGGGUGACGAUAGAGGGGUGUGUGCUUCAAUGCGAGACGAAUCCUCUAGACCAUCUUUCAUGCCCUAUUGUGAGCACAGCUAGUGCCCAGACGGUAAUAUCUUCCCCUGUGAAAUGUUCUAAUGAUGGCGUUUCUGUUUUUCGAACUCGAAUUGAAGGAGGUGCCAAGGCUGUCUUGACUAGCGGAGACUUGACCUUGCAGCGAGUUCGAGUUAUUUAUGCUCGGACGUCAAUCUUUUUCUGGUUUGACGUAGAGCACCAGUAAUGUCUUGAUUUUGUUACCGGGCGCUUGUAAAAUUGUACUAUAGCAUUGCAGUUUUUUCUUUUUUCUGUACGGGACUAUGUUCAGUUUGUUUCAAGUGUUGUAAUAAUUUCCAAUUUAGAUAUUUUUAUCUUUAAAAGAUACAAUAUAAUCGUCGUUAA
This is a messenger RNA of Pyrus x bretschneideri (Chinese white pear), 986 nucleotides long. Its product is annotated as F-box protein SKIP5. The coding region runs from base 37 to 828 and encodes 263 amino acids. Gene Ontology annotation, molecular function: protein binding. The record is from RefSeq and is a predicted model, not a curated record. Lineage: Eukaryota; Viridiplantae; Streptophyta; Magnoliopsida; Rosales; Rosaceae. The transcript has 5 exons.